AUGCUUCCAACUCCAUCAACGUCUCACGUGGCAUUUGAAAGGAUUUACGAGCCCGCGGAAGAUUCUUACUUGCUGCUCGACACGUUAUCUUGCGAGGCUGAGAAAGCAUUCCUACAUGAUCGUUUCCACAAAACUCCGCCCGGAAGUACCGAAAACAUCCGCGCGUCUAACUCGCCACUGGUACUUGAGAUUGGAACGGGUUCUGGGGUUGUCAUCUCUUUUGUCAAUGCCCACGCGGAGACAAUAUUUGGGCGGAGUGAUAUUAUCACUCUUGGCGUAGACGUGAACCGAUUUGCUUGCAAGGCUACAGGACAGACGGUAGAGAUGGCACAAAAAGAAAAAGUUGUGCAGGAAAAGUUACAUGGGUUCCAUUUGGGUAAUAUCCUUGGAGACCUCACACGGGCUUUAAAGUCUGAACAGGUUGACAUCUUGAUCUUCAACCCUCCAUAUGUUCCGACUUCAGAACUGCCUCAGAUGCCAAUGGAAUGUGCUUCCCAGGUAGCCACGUAUAACGACGACUCGAAGCUACUUUCUCUAUCCUAUGCUGGAGGGCUAGACGGUAUGGAGACAACUCACCGGCUGCUGGACAACUUGGGCGAUGUCUUAUGUAGGACACGAGGAUGCGCUUAUAUCCUCCUCUGUGCUCAAAAUAAACCCGAGACUGUCAAAGAAGGAAUCAGAAAGUGGGGGCCUGGGUGGGCAGCUGAAACAGUUGGAAGCAGUGGAAGGAAGGCCGGUUGGGAGAAGCUUCAAGUUAUCAGGAUCUGGCGUACCAAAGAAUUAACAUGA
This is a messenger RNA of Cadophora gregata, 789 nucleotides long. RefSeq names its product S-adenosylmethionine-dependent methyltransferase (gene MTQ2). NCBI's taxonomy places the organism in Eukaryota, Fungi, Ascomycota, Leotiomycetes, Helotiales, Ploettnerulaceae. Gene Ontology annotation, cellular component: eRF1 methyltransferase complex. Bases 1 to 789 code for a protein of 262 amino acids. Gene Ontology annotation, biological process: methylation. The record is from RefSeq and is a predicted model, not a curated record. Gene Ontology annotation, molecular function: nucleic acid binding; S-adenosylmethionine-dependent methyltransferase activity; protein methyltransferase activity. The transcript has a single exon.